Messenger RNA from Morchella sextelata, 579 nucleotides. RefSeq lists its product as uncharacterized. Lineage: Eukaryota; Fungi; Ascomycota; Pezizomycetes; Pezizales; Morchellaceae. Bases 1 to 579 code for a protein of 192 amino acids. The transcript is spliced from 4 exons. The record is from RefSeq and is a predicted model, not a curated record.
AUGAUAUUGAAACGACUUCGCGGAUUUACUAUUGCUGUUAGCAUUUUGGCGUUAGUUUCAAAUGGGCUUUCUGCUUGCCUUUUUCACAAAUUAUCGAGCGAUACCACCUAUCGAAGUUCGGAUAGCCUCGCAUUGUAUACAUAUUUUGCUGCAUUCAUUAGCGGAUUGGGUGUAUAUGGCUCCAUAAGACAACACGCCUACACAUUAUCAAUAUUCGCAAAUUUUUUUAUUUUAGACACCGUUGUUUCAGUAUUUUCGCGUUUUGUCCUGCUUUUUAUAUUUUCGACUUUCCGCGACCACCUCUGCGAUGCAGAAUCUCCUAGCUCAGGGCUACUUUCUUUAACAUUACCCCAUGGAACUUUCCACACAACCACGUUCAACCAUAUCAGCGAUAUUGUCGAAGCUGCAGGAGUAGAUGGGGUCGGCCUUGGGCCCCCGGUUCCUAAAUCGGAAGCAUGGGGCUGUUCGGAGAUGAUGCAAAUUUCUAUCAUGGUUGGGUGGAUCGGGCUCUUCACCUCAAUGUUGGUGCAGAUGUUUUUCGCCAUAAUGGAGGGCGGGAAAGGCUUCACAUCAGCUUGA